CGUCGCCCUGCAUCCGCGCGCCCGUGGAAACUCCAUACUCGAGCAACAGUCAGCCGUAAAUGUCAUCAAUACCAACCCCAAAUCUGUCCCAUCGUCAAUGGUAGAAGUCAUUCGCCAUCCGUCAUCUACGGCCAAAUCCCCAUUUCUUCAAUCGAUUGAUACAAACCUCCAAACUACGAUUAACUAGCUUCCCUCUACGACUUACGAAAACUCUCCCGUGUCGUCCGCACCGAUGCCAUCCGCGAUGAGCGACGCCAACGGCACCGUCGCGACCCGCGACGUCAAGGCCGAAGGUCAAGAGACCGAAGACGAGGAGAAUGGAGAGGGAAAGGCGACAUACAAGUCAUGGAAGAAGAAGUAUCGCAAGAUGCGCAUCACUUUUGAUCAAAAGAUGCACGACUGCGAGGAAUUGCAUCGCCAAGAGUCCCUGGCACUUGCCACUGCGAAGCGCAUCGCCAUCGAGAAUGAUCGUAUACUCGAUCUGCUGCUCGACAUGAACUCCUCGGCACAGCUGCCCUUUGACAAGCGCUUCGAUAUCUCACAAGACCCGCCCGAAGACACGUCGUUCCCACCUCUUGACGUCGAUAAGUCUGGAAAGAAGCCCGAUGAACCUACCAAGUCGUUGGACACACUCCUCAAGGAGGUACCGCAUUAUACCUACUCCCAAGCAAAGGAGCAGGACCCCACCGUCGUGGCCGACAUGGAACCGUUCUCCGGCGAGCCUCACCCUCCUUCGUUCCUGACGGCCGACGACAUUGACGACUACAUCCACGACGUGGACCGACGUAUCGACCCCGAUAACCUCCUCCCGACGCUGGCCCCGGUCGCCCGCAGCAACGCUCCUCUUCCGGAGACCAACCCGCACGCCCUUUCUCAGACGAUUGCGAUGAAGAAUCCCACGAGUGUCUACAAUUGGCUCCGUAAGCACGCGCCAAAGACCUUCCUACAGGAUGCCGAAAACGCCGCACCCGCCGGAGACGAAGAAGCAGCCGAGGCACCUCCGACAGAUGGCCGGAGGCGACGCGGCGGCGGCGCGUCAAGGGGCGAGACUCGGGGUGGUCGCGGAUCACGAGGCGGUAAACGUGCCUCGCUCGCCGCCGUACGAGCCGAGAAAGCCGCGCAGCGAGCCGCGGAGAAGGCGGCCGCGGCGGCCGAAAGGGCAGCUGCCCUGCGGCGCGACGCGGAUAGCUACGACCACAGUAUGGACGAGGCCGACUCGGACGGUCCCAGCUUCGCGACGCCGGCCACGGGUCGGGGCAAGAGAAAGCGCGCCGGCAGAGACGAUGACGACGGAUACCGACCCCGAGGCUCGAGCAGCAGGCCGACUAAGAAGAAGCGCAAGAGCGAGAGCGCCGACGUAAGCACCCCGACCGUGUCCAAGAGAGGCCGCAAGAGCGAGCUCUCCCGCGACAGAGACGACUAGAAGCUGCGUCGAUGUAAAUUGCCAGGUUGGUCGUCGGAUGACUGAUCGAUAUUCUUUUCUUUUUUUGGGAGGCCAACCGAGAUAUCACAAGCCAUCAGGCUGGAAUGCUUUAGAUGUCAUGAUUGAGAUGGCCCUGUAUGCUGUGGCCCUGGUCGGGCAGCUGAGAGUCAAAUCAGCACAAGAAAAACUUUUCUUUUCCUAGACUUGUACACUACAUCAUGCAUCGACGGAUCUCCUUUUCAUCAUUUUCCUUUGACCUGUUGGUCUUUCCCCCGCCCAUCUAGCGUGGGGGCCUCAUGAGCAAUGGAUGUGGACAGGCUCAAGAGGAAAGACAGUGAGGACGAAACGGAGAGAGAGCUGGGGCGCUGAAGCUCAAGGAAACGGCGCAACGGGAUUUCUUAACCGGAUCCAGAUUGGGAUGGGCAAAAUUAGGGAGUAGCAAUGGUACAUCGUCUUUCCUUCUUACAUUGCUCUCUGAAAAUGCACUGCUGAAUACCAAAUAUCUUUUGAGAUGAGGGAUCUCUAUUCCAUUGCGGAGGGCGGAGAUGGCGAGAUAGCUCACAACUCACUCA
This is a messenger RNA of Colletotrichum scovillei, 1995 nucleotides long. RefSeq lists its product as uncharacterized. The coding region runs from base 233 to 1423 and encodes 396 amino acids. Gene Ontology annotation, cellular component: nucleus; Ino80 complex. Gene Ontology annotation, biological process: chromatin remodeling. The record is from RefSeq and is a predicted model, not a curated record. The transcript has 2 exons. NCBI's taxonomy places the organism in Eukaryota, Fungi, Ascomycota, Sordariomycetes, Glomerellales, Glomerellaceae.